CCACCACCACCACCCAACCACCGUAGGAAAGCAGUAGGACUUGGUCGGGGCAGUGGCUGAACGAGCCGUCGUCAUUCAAUUGUCGCAUCCAUCGCAGCGAUUUUUCCCUUGCCCCCGUGUCGCUUUCUCGAGACUGAACAAGCCGCAGUUGCGUGUGACCAGGGCCAGGUUUCAGAGGGCCCUCUGUGGCACCAGGUCUGGUGGUUUCAGGACGGAAUUGUGACCAGAUCCAGGUGCGCAUAGUGGGGGGCAUCGGGGACCGCGUUCGUUUCGAGGUUAUCCUGCGGACCAUCUUGGGACAACGUGUUGGGACGAGGGUCUUCCAUCUUCAGUAAAAGAUUCGGGUUGUUUUGACCGACGUGAUCGCGGCACAAGGAAGGUUUGCAUCACGGCCACGUCCAGGUGGAGUUGGUUAGUGCGGCGGUGUGGACAAGGUUCCGGAUCUUCGGCGCUGCCGCGUGGUCGUCGUCCACAUCGAGGGGAGGCGGGUGGUGGGUUCGGAUAUCGGUGACCACGUCGGAAGGGAGGUGUCCCGUGGCCCCGCGCACUGAUUGUGCUCCGUGGACUUGCGUGCGUUCCAGGGAGGCCGAUUCUGCCUAAGCUCAUGUUGUCGGCGAUCAAGGGCAAAUGGUCUCCGGAAUGGCAAUUUUCAGGCAGGAGAGCGUGGAGGAUUAUUAUGAGAUCGGAGAAGAGCUGGGGAGCGGGCACUUUGCGGUGGUGAAGCGGUGCCGCGAGAAGACAUCGGGCGAGGAGUUCGCAGCCAAGCUGAUCCGGAAGAGCCGCUCGGCGCGCUCAAGUCGGCGUGGCGUGGUGCGCGAGGACAUCGAGCGCGAGGUGAACGUGCUGCGGGGCCUGCGACACCCCAACGUCAUCGCCCUGCACGACGUCUUCGAGAGCAAGGCCGACGUCAUCCUCAUCCUGGAGCUGGUGUCGGGCGGCGAGCUGUUUGACUUCCUGGCGAAGAAGGACGCCCUUAGUGAGGAGGAGGCCACCGAGUUCAUCAAGCAAAUCCUGGAUGGCGUGCACUACCUGCACUCUAAGCACAUCGCGCACUUUGACCUUAAGCCAGAGAACAUCAUGCUGCUCGAGUGCAAUCAGCGAAAUCCACGUAUCAAGCUCAUCGACUUCGGUCUGGCGCACAUUAUCGAAGAGGGGAUCGAGUUCCGCAACAUCUUCGGCACGCCCGAGUUCGUGGCUCCCGAGGUAGUGAACUACGAACCACUGGGGUUGGAAGCGGACAUGUGGAGUAUUGGAGUCAUCACGUAUAUAUUGCUGAGCGGCGCCUCUCCCUUCCUGGGCGAUAGCAAACAAGAGACGCUCACCAACAUCACCGGGGUCAAGUACGAGUUUGACGAGGAGUACUUUGAUCAGACGAGCCAGCUGGCCAUGGAUUUCAUCCUCAGGUUGCUCGUCAAGGACCCCAAGAAGCGGAUGACGGUGAAGGACUGCCUAUCUCACCCGUGGAUCAAGCCCAAGGACACGACGCAAGCCCUGAGCAGGAAGGCUUCGGUUGUCAACAUGGAGAAGUUCAAGAAGUUUAAUGCCCGGCGGAAGUGGAAGCAAUCGGUGCGACUCAUCUCCCUCUGCAACCGCUUAUCUCGCUCCUUCCUGUCACGGAGUAACCUCAACAUCAACAAGAGCACGGACACGCUGGACGAGGAGGACUCGUUUGUCGUCAAGGCGAUCGUGCACGCCAUCAACGACGACAACCUGCCGGGCCUGCGCCACCUGCUCGAGUCGCUCAAGGGCUACGACCUGAAUCAGCCCAACAAGCAUGGGGAACCACCGCUGCUUAUUGCCGCGGCCUGUGGAAACAACCAAAUCUUGGAGUUUCUGAUGUCCCGGGGCGCCAGAGUCGACGUUCAUGACAAGCACGGAGCCAACGCGGUUUACUGGGCAGCAAGGCAAGGCCACCUGCAUACCAUCCAGUUCCUCAAGGAUAAGAACUGUUCUCUUGACAAUCGAGACAAGUCCGAGGAGACCCCCCUUCACGUGGCCGCACGCUACGGCUUCGUGGACGUCGUGCAGCAGCUGUGCAAGGCCGGCGCCAACCCCAACCCCACUGACAAGGAGCUGGAGACGCCGCUGCACUGCGCCGCUUGGCACGGGCACACGCCGGUGGCGCAGGCCCUGUGUCGCGCCGGCUGUGCCCUCAACAUGCAGAACCGCGACGGUGAGACCCCGCUGCUGAGUGCGGCGGCGCGAGGCCACCGUGACAUCGUGCAGUGCCUGGUGGAGCACGGGUCCCAGCUGCAGCUCACAGACAAGAAUGGCUGGACGGCGCUGCACUUUGCCGUGCGGCGGCGGCAGGCGGACAUCGUGGGGUACCUGCUGACGCGCGGCGGGCGCUGGGCUGACGUCGGGGACCAACACGGCGAGACGCCGCUGCACCUGGCCAGCAAAGACGGUUCCCUGCCCACUGUGCGGGCCCUCUGCCUCGCAUCCUACAGCCCCGACGUACCCAACAAGCAUGGGUGCACGCCCCUGCACCUGGCGGCCCACCACGGUCACCUGGAGGUGGUGCGGCAGCUGUGCGUGGUCGGUGCCAGCCUGGAGGUGCUCAGCAAUGAAGGGCUCACUGCAGAGGAGCUGGCGAAGACGGAGGGACAUACGGAGGUGGUGCGGCUCCUCUCGCGUCUCCGCAAGGAGGGACAGCGGGCGCAGUACGGGCAGCAGCUGCGCGCCACGCAGACGCCACAGCCGCGGAUCAAACUCAAGUUCUUUGGCUAUGCGGGCAGCGGCAAGAGCACGCUCAUCGAGUCACUCAAGUGUGGCCUCCUGCGGGGGCUGUUCAGGCGGCGGCGGCCUCGACUUGCGUCUGCUGGCUCCUCCAUCUCGUCACGCUUCCCCGCCGUGCUCUCCACACACAAGACACCUAGCUCAUCAAGCAUCGCCAACCUGUACGCGGGCUGCGAGAACGUGAGCGUGAAGAGUCGCAGCAUGAUGUUCGAGCCCAGCAUGUCCAAGGGCAUGCUGGGAGCCCUGGUGUCGCCGUCGCAGACCUCCAGCUUCCCGUUCGACGAGCAGUCGACGCGCGCCAUUGAAGUGCAGAACGGCAACGUCAACGGCGUGGGCGACUUGAGCUUGUGGGAGUUCUCCGGAAACCCCGUCUACUUCUGCAGCUACGACCACUUUGCGGGCGAUGACACCACGAGUGUGCACGUGGUGAUCGUGAACCUUGAGACGUCCUACGAGACGCAGCUCAGCCAUCUCGUCUUCUGGCUCAACUUCCUCAAGUCCCUGAGGCCGCUGCAAGAGUCCAUCGCGUAUUGUGGGCGCCCCCACACACCACUCAAGGUGGUGCUUGUGGGCACGCACGCCGACCUGGUGAACUGCCCGCGGAGUAACACGGGCGAGUUCGCCUAUGGCUCUGGGGUCCAUCUGAUCAAGGAAGUGCGCAACAGGUUUGGCUAUGACCUGGACAUCUCAGACCGCCUGUUUGUGCUGGACGCCACAGCCGCACAGUCCAAGGAUAUGAAGUUACUAAGAAAUCACCUGCUGGAUUUAAAGAACCAGAUCACUGCUGUGUGCCCCAGCAUGCCAGUGUUCUGCGACAAGAUUCUGUCGGCGCUGCCCACAUGGCGCAAGGCAUGCGGCUCCGUGCAGCUCACUUCGUGGCAGAGCUUCGUGGCCGACGUGCGCGACCAGAUCAACCCCCUUGCAAGCGAAGACGGUGUCCGUGCGGCCGCACAGCAGCUGCACAGCAUGGGCGAGAUCCACGUAUUUCAGAGCGAGACGGUGCAGGACGUGGUGCUGCUGGACCCACGCUGGUUCGGCUCGGCCGUCCUCGGCCGUCUCCUCUCGCCGAGCGACGGCUCGGGGCCCGGUGGAGGCGGCGGAGGGGGCGGUGGCGGCACCGGGAGCCUGGCCGGGCGCGCCCUGCACCACUACCGCGGGCGCUACGCCACAGACGAGCUGCAGGCCUUGCUGGGCGAAGCGGAGGCUGAGACGGACGAGCUACUGCAGCUUCUGGAGGCCAUGGACGUCUGCGCACGCGAUCCCGACUCGGGCAUCGCCGGCAUGGUCACCAUCCCCGCGCUCAUCGUGCAGGCGUCGGACAGCCUGCACCGGCGCUGGGAGGAUGAGCACGAAAGCGCCGUCUUUGGCGGCGUGCGCAUCCAGGCGUCGGAGCACACCGCCCCCUUCCCCGCCGGCCUCUUUCACAAACUGCAGACUGGCCUCUGCCGCUGCUUCCCACAAGCCUCCUCCCCAAAGAGCGGUGGCGGUGACGGCAAGAGGGCGGUUGCAUCCAACGGCGGCGCUGUACCCCCCAACUCGGAACCCGAGGCCGAGCUGCGGCUGUGGGCCGGCGGGGCCCGCAUCACGGGAAGGUCGGCCGAGGCCAUCGUCUUCCUGGCCGUCAACGGGCAGGCGGUGGAGAUCCGAGUGCGCGGUUCGGAGUCGAACCGCGCCAGUUGCUACGAGCUCCUGGAGGGCGUGUGCAGCACGGCCGAGAGCCUCAUCGCGGGCACGCUGCCAGGCCUGUCCAUUACGCGCCACUACCUGAGCCCCCAGCAACUGAAAGAGCGCGUGGAGCCCGUCAUGGCGUACCAGCCACGCGACUUCCACCGUGCGCGGUCUCAGGGCGAGCCGUGGCUCAGCAACCCGUUUGGCGAGUACCGCGAGGAUUUCCCCAGCCUGCUGUGCUUCGGCUGCCCCAAGCUGUACGCGCGCGGCAGCUUUGGCCUCGACCAGCCCGUGUCGGAGCUCAACCCGCACGCCCGACGGCGCCUCGCCCGGCUGCUGGACCCGCAAGACCCAAUGGGCAAGGACUGGUGCCUGUUGGCGAUGAAACUGGGGCUCGAUGAGCUGCUGCCCACGUUGGAGUCGCGCGAUGGGAAGAGCGCCACUGAGAGCCCCACGGACCGCGUGCUGCGGCACUGGGUGAGUGCCGAGCGAGCGGCCGCAACAGCGGCCGCGGCGGCGGCGGCGACGUCGAAUGGGAACCACGACUCUUCUCCGCCGCCAACGACCACAACGCAACAACCGCUGCCCCAGGCGGGGGCCGGGGUGGCCACGGUGGGCACCCUCGUGAGUAAACUGCGUGACCUGGGGCGGCGCGACGCCGCCGACCUCCUCGUAAGGCUCACGGCCGUGUUCCGCAUAAACCCCGACGGCACCGUGACCGGACAGGACUCUCCUGCUGCCUCCAGCAACACCGGCACCUCCUACAACUCUCUGUACUCAUCCCUCUCCAGAUGACCGGACAGAUCGCUCACUUGGGCGGAACGCUGUUUUCAUUCUUCCCAUCACACGCGGGGGGGGGGGGGGGUCCAAGCAUUUUUGCCUGCAAUACUCUUUGUAUGAGGAAGCGACGCAGCUGUGGACGAUGCUCACGAGUGAAGCAGGACGUUUUUUUGUGCAUGCAUUUGCCAUUUGACUGUGUGCAGAUGGUUAUUAAGUGUAGUAAAACAUCAUAAUCAAAUGGGUAAGGGGCUGCUUUGUUGUGUUUAAAAGUGGCUCCAUGGUGCUCUUGGCAACGGCCAGGGAAGUAAUUGCAUUAACUUGGCUGCUCACCCUGACAUGUUCCUUUAGCAGGAGCUUCAUAUUGGGUCAUUCAUAGUCAAGAUACGGCAUUUAUAAACAGCCAAUGAGUCGUGUUAGAGUAAACACUCAUACUCUUGUUUCCUACAAGUUAUCCAAAAGUAAUAUUGCAUUGUGUCCAAUUAAUACUUUUAUAUGUGUAUACUUUUUUACCCUUCUCCAACUGGCUGCCUAAAGCAUUUAUAGUGAACUGCUUUGGACUAAUAACACUGCUUGUGUAUACACAGUACAUAUGAAUAUGCACCAUUUUUAGCUUUUCACAAAACAAUACUUUAGGUCUAUUUAAUGCUGUUUUAAUCCGUAAAGCCACAGUGGAUAGGUGCACACUUGGCUUGCAUUAAUGUUAUCAAGUGUUCUGCAAAAAAGGUUUUCCUAGAGGGUGUCCAGGCCUCGUGUGUCGUGCGCACGACACCUGUCCAAAGGCUACUCAUGGCCGCCUCACUCUCCUGCUCCGCCCGUCACCCACAGCAGGGGCGUCACGUUGUCGCCGCACAUCUCGCGAUCAACUGAAGCGCCCCAUCGCAAUAGAGGAGAUGGAGUGGUGGAGAGCGGCACGCACCGAUGAAUCGGUUGGGUCGUGCACGCGGUCGUGUCGCUGGGCACGGCGGUGAUGGUCAUGCUCUACCUGUAAAGCCAUAGCUCUGUUCUCGGCGGAGUUACAGACACUUUCGUUUUAAGAAAAGUGCUCCUUGUGGACCACCGGCGUGGCUCUAAUUUAUUAACGGGUCGCAGGGUAACCCCCGUGCCCUCUCGUUGCCGAUGAGUUUGUAAUGCUUGUUUUCUCUUCCCCCGUUUUCAUAAAAAUCUAUAGUGCCUUCGUCUUUUAUUGAAAAGGGAACAAUUUAUAAUAAAGAAGAGCUCAGCUACCUCUGUAUUGCCAUAACAGUGUAUGCAGCAUGGGAAUACGGUGCAUGCUUGAAGAUCUGAUGUGUUUUAAGUGUAAAAAAAAAUGAAAGCAUGCUGUACAUAAGCGAAGGGUCUUCCUGUAUGGAAUCAUGCAUAUACAAGGUGUAAUCAAAAUGAGGUCGCGGUGGAAAAUGGAAUUGAUAUGUUAAUGCAUUCAGUGACGUCAGGCUGGCGAGUUAUGGAUUGUAAUGUGUUCUGUUGGCAGCUGUUGUGAUGUAAACAAAGGUGUCAAGUUGAAUUUGUUAGCAAUUUUUUUCAAAAGUGUAAUUUAAUUGUAUUCUUGGUCCAUAUCCCAUGAUGUCUGUUACAGUUUAACCAGAGCGCAGCAAUAAAAUCUGGUUCCCAAAAAUACAAAUACUUGUCAUGAUUGUUUUGUCCCAAUUCUUGUAUGGUUUUAUUGAGCAUAAUCACUCAACGGCGUGGUUGGAAUAGGCCCUGGCACAAGGAACGCAAUGGGCCAGUAUUCCCCGUGUGGU
Lethenteron reissneri (Far Eastern brook lamprey) is the source of this 6926-nucleotide messenger RNA. It is a transcript of the gene DAPK1, whose product is annotated as death associated protein kinase 1. Lineage: Eukaryota; Metazoa; Chordata; Hyperoartia; Petromyzontiformes; Petromyzontidae. Gene Ontology annotation, molecular function: protein binding; ATP binding; protein serine/threonine kinase activity. Gene Ontology annotation, cellular component: cytoplasm; nucleus. Gene Ontology annotation, biological process: protein phosphorylation; intracellular signal transduction; positive regulation of apoptotic process. The record is from RefSeq and is a predicted model, not a curated record.